This is a messenger RNA of Grus americana (Whooping crane), 2150 nucleotides long. RefSeq lists its product as uncharacterized. The transcript has 11 exons. Gene Ontology annotation, molecular function: protein binding. The record is from RefSeq and is a predicted model, not a curated record. The coding region runs from base 138 to 2021 and encodes 627 amino acids. NCBI's taxonomy places the organism in Eukaryota, Metazoa, Chordata, Aves, Gruiformes, Gruidae.
GUGAACUUAUUAAUGACAAGGAAAAUACUAAUUAUGCAUCUACAGAAAAUGCCCCAAACCUGCUUUCAGCUUUACAGCAAAGUGUUCACCCACCCUCUGCAGAGGCUGAGGUAACAAAGAAAAGGGGAGGGUCAGUAAUGACUGUGGUAACUGGAGCACUAGAACGAAGAUUCAUCCAAGGUGACACUAAAUUGAUACCUGAUUCCUUCGGCUCUGCAGUGAGAAAAGAGCCUAAACUUCCCUGUAGUCUACAAGAAAAAUCCUUGCUGUCACCCUUUCUAUUAGAUCCUGAUGAGCAUGACAUAAAUGAUGAAUCAGAAAGCUUUUCUGAGAUACAAGACAUAGCUGGGAAUACCCUUGUUGAAUCUGAUUGCCAUAAUGAUUCAGCACAGGCUGCCAUAUUAUCUAUCUCUUCAGCAUCUACAGAAAAGAAAGAGAAUUUCACAGAACAUACAAAUGUCAAGGAAAGACCAGAGAACCUUUGCAGUAAAGAAUCAACUGAUGAUAGCAUAAGGAGAGAGCCUGGAGCACAUCCACUACCUCAGUUAGCCAAAUCCAACUCUGAUGAAGUUGAGAGAAAGAUUGAAAUGAAAGAAGAUUUUCAUCAGAAUGCAGAUAUCCCCCCAUCAUCAGUAAAACAGAUUAGUCAGAAAGAUUUGAAAUCAGAAAUGAAUAAACCCAGAAAGCUACCUUUGAUGAAAGACACCAGAGCGAGUGAUAGUUCCCAGGAAGAAGCAAUAGACCAGUGGGCCAGGAGACGGAAACAGUUCAAAGACAGCAAAAAAUGCGGUUCGACUGGAGGAAGCUCCAUAAACAGCACAAUCACUGAGGGAUCAAUAAACUCAGAGGAUGCUCGGUCAGUAGAUCUGGGACUACAUUCUGAAAAUGAGGACAGAGGUUUUUAUACAGAAAACUUUCAUUCUGCUUCCUGGGUUUUCAGAGGAGAUGAUGUCUCUCCGGAUAAUAGUCCUAGAUGUCUCAGCAAAAGGCCUAGACCAGUGGCAAUUCGUGAAAGAACGGUGAAGAUCACUAAAGGAACUGGCAAUUACCCUUGGGGUUUCAGGAUCCAGUUCUCAAAGCCUAUCCUUGUGACUGAAGUUGACACAAACAGUGCAGCUGAAGAAGCAGGACUUCAGGUUGGGGAUAUUCUGAUAGCAGUCAAUGGAACUGAUGUCACCAGCAUGCCACAUUCAGAAGCUGCCAAUCUGGCAAGGAAAGGUCCAGAUAUCCUGACUAUGGUGGUGGGAUCAGAUAUCAGCCGUUACCCUAACAACCCCAGACCUACCUGCCGAGGAUAUUUGCACAAACGAACACAGUCAGCAAUAUUGAAGGGCUGGAGAAAGAGGUGGUUUGUGCUGAAACAUAAUGGCUACCUACACUAUUACAAACACAAGAAGGAUGAGGGGAAGUGCAGACCCCUGGAAGUAACAAAGCUGGAAGGAGCAGAAAUUGGUGUUGACACCAGUCUGGGUAAACCAUUUGUUUUUAAAUGCACACCUCAAAGCGGAAACAGGAUUUUCUACUUCUGUGCAACUUCCAACCAAGAAAUGAAGAGAUGGCUGGAGGCUAUGGAUAAAGCAGUGCAUCCUGUCCACCAGAACCAUGUGUGGGUAGAUGUCACACUGCAUAACACUACACUUCCACCCUUGGCUAUCAAAAACCCAGAGUGCCUGGGGCUCCUCCACCAGCUGGACAGAAGCAAAGACAUCUGGAUUCAGCACUACUGCAUUCUGAAGGAUGGCUGUUUGUACUAUUAUGCCACUCUCCGUUCUACACCUGCCCAAGGUGGCCUUUACCUACAGGGGUAUAUUGUGAGUGAACAGUCUCUGGGCUCCAAGAGAUCUGUAAUUGAACUCAAACCUCCAUCUGAAGAAUUUAAGACUUUCUACUUAUGUGCAGAGAAUGUAAAUGAAAACAAAAGGUGGAUUACAGCUUUGAAAGCUUCAAUUAAUAAAUGGUUACCCCUACACCAAGCAAUCCAAGAUUUCAUGAACAGACCACUGGAGGAGACAAGGAUGUAAGAAGAAAGCACAUUUUUUCCCUCAAUUUCUGUUUUCCAUUAAAAAUUCCAUGCUAUAUCUUCUGGUUCAUCUCAAAAGAUGCUCUAGUAGCAGGUAAUCUUUAGCAUUGCUAUUCAUUCACAACUUUUG